This is a messenger RNA of Leucoraja erinaceus (little skate), 2285 nucleotides long. Its product is annotated as insulinoma-associated protein 1-like. The transcript has a single exon. Gene Ontology annotation, molecular function: DNA-binding transcription repressor activity, RNA polymerase II-specific; RNA polymerase II cis-regulatory region sequence-specific DNA binding. The record is from RefSeq and is a predicted model, not a curated record. Gene Ontology annotation, cellular component: transcription repressor complex; nucleus. The coding region runs from base 221 to 1468 and encodes 415 amino acids. Gene Ontology annotation, biological process: regulation of cell cycle process; neuron differentiation; negative regulation of transcription by RNA polymerase II. NCBI's taxonomy places the organism in Eukaryota, Metazoa, Chordata, Chondrichthyes, Rajiformes, Rajidae.
GGAGCUGAGUGCGGGUGGUGGGCUGGCGCCAUGCCGCACACACAGCGGGCUACACCGGGCACAUAGUGCAGGGAGGCGGGGGCUCCCGGCCGGCCUUCACUCUACAACGCGUUAUUUAUUUAUUUAACGCCAAGUGCCUUCCUGCUCGCUUUAUUAUUAUUAUUAUUAUUAUUAUUAUUAUUUAUUUACCUUGGCCCGCCCGCCCGCACUCUGUCCAAAGAUGCCGCGGGGAUUCCUGGUGAAGAGGAGCCGCAGAUCCACGCCCGUCUCUUACCGUAUCCGCUGCCACGAUGCUGCCGAGCCCCCGGUGCAGCUUCCGCCAGCGGAGCCAUCUCUGCCCGCGGGAGGAGCGGCCCCGGAGCCGGGCGGAGGAGGGCAGGUGUUCGGCCGGCAGGAGCUGGGCUGUCCCGGGCCACCGCUGUCCAGCCCAGCUCGGCCCGUCAGCUGCGAGCGGUUGUACGGCCAGCGGACGGUGAGCCUGGGCUCCCCGGUGACGGCGGAGUCAUUCCCGGGCCCGGCGGUCGCCGCAUUCAGUGCCCUGGACCGCAUGUUGCUGCUGGCCGCUCCGGGCGGCGCCGAGCUGGGCGGCGGCGGCUCUUCCUCGCCGUCUCCCCGGGCAGGAGGCGCCGCCAAGGGGGGCGAGCGCAGGAACAAGCCGCCGGCUGCAGCGGGAGCAGCGGCUCGCCGGGCUAAAGCGGCGAGGAAGCUGGCGUUUGAGGACGAGGUGACCACGUCGCCGGUGCUGGGGCUGCGGAUCAAAGAGGCGCUACCGGAGAGCGAGGGGAAGACGGGCCGAGCGGGCAUGGGCUCGGCACAUGGACUGGGUCCGGGCCGCCCGCUAGGCGAGUUCAUCUGCCAACUGUGCAAGGAGGAAUACGCCGACCCCUUCGCCCUAGCUCAGCACAAGUGUUCCCGCAUCGUGCGUGUCGACUACCGCUGUCCCGAGUGUGACAAGGUGUUCAGCUGCCCGGCUAACCUGGCGUCUCACCGGCGCUGGCACAAGCCCCGACCCCCGCACCAGCCCAAAGCAGACGGCAGCGGGGAGCCCAAAGUGGGUCCGGGGCAAGGAACGGGAACGAGAACGGUAACCGAGCGGGACAGCCCCGACCCCGGCACGGCGCUGCCCGACUGCGCCUCGGAGGACGGCGGGCACUGCGAGUGCUGCCGCUGCGGCAAGAGGUUCAAGCGGCAAGCUUACCUGAGGAAGCACUUGCUGGCUCACCGCGCCGAGCCCCCCGCCGACAAGCUGCCGCCCGGCCCCGAGUGCCACUUGUGCGGGGAGAGUUUGGCCGGCAAAGGUGGGCAGGAACGCCACCUCCGACUGCACGCCGCUGAGGUUUUCCCCUGCAAAUACUGCGCGGCCACUUUCUACAGCUCGCCCGGUCUCACCAGGCACAUCAACAAAUGUCAUCCUUCCGAGAACAGGCAAGUCAUCCUGCUCCAAGUACCAGUGCGACCCGCCUGCUAGGGAGGACAAGGAGAGGGCCGACAAAACCCCGUGCCUUUAUUAUUAUUGUUGUUAUUAUCAUCAUCAUCAUCAAACCACCGCUGAAGCGGCACCGCACUGAAAUGAACAGAUUCUAUCGUUUCUCCGCCUCCUGCGACAUGCCUGGUGAACCAGACACUCUCCUCCGACCGCGCCUUCGGGUCCAAAACAACAAACAGCUUUAAUGUAGCUUUGUGACUUGCUGGACAUUUGAGAGCGUCAAUUGUCUGAACAAAGUCGGUAUUAGAACAUUCCUCUAGAUUAGCCACAAAUGCCUUGGAUUGCGGACUCGGAUAUUUCAGUAAGACGAUGUAAAUGCCUUAAUUUUUCGAAGCUUUCCACGUCUUUCCCCCCCCCUCAUUCGUAAACGAUGAGUUUUGUUGCAUAUAAUUUUACUGUUUGAAUAUAUGUAUUGAUUGCUAAAUGAAUACAUUUUAUAAUUUAUUCGGUUUAUUUAUUUAUGAAAAGAAACCUAUCGUGAUAUUGUAUACUUUGGUUAUCUAUUUUGAUGUUGCGUGUUAGUUUCAGUAGGUUACAUGUUCCAUUUUGAGUAUGUUUCAGACCCACUUUCGUUUUCUAAACUCGAAUGUAGUAUGUUUUCGUUCUUAUACGAUCUUGAAUGUAGUUUGAUUAAUCGAUUCUGCACCCUCACAGCUGACUACUGGUAAAUUUAAAUGCAAUCCCUUUUUGUACACAACUUAUUUUCUUAACUGUUAGCUUUUAUAGAGUGGUUCGAAAUGUACGUUCUCAACUGUGUUUGUUACUGAAUAUUUAAAUAUAUUAAAUACGUAUAAUUAUU